This is a messenger RNA of Coniosporium apollinis CBS 100218, 1137 nucleotides long. RefSeq lists its product as uncharacterized. Lineage: Eukaryota; Fungi; Ascomycota; Dothideomycetes. The transcript has a single exon. The record is from RefSeq and is a predicted model, not a curated record. Bases 1 to 1137 code for a protein of 378 amino acids.
AUGCGAAGAGCUCCGUCAGGAAAUGGUCAUACGCCGUCCUUCAGGGAUUUUGAGGAUUCUUGGGAGGAUCACAUUGACUACUGCUACGACAACGAGAUGGAGGCCUGCUGCGACGUUGACUGGGAUGGCCGCGAGCCAGACAGCGGGUCUUGCCGCACGGCUGCCUUGAGCGACGAUUCACGUCCGGCCACUACUGUAGAGGAUUCCGAGGUGGAUACCUCGAUCACGAACGCCCCCAGGUUCAAUGUCAACAAGAAGCUUCCUCCCGCACCAUGUCCUCUCAUGUCGCCUUUUCCUCCGGCUCCGCCGGGCUCGUCCGCUGUCACUGAUCUAUACCAUUAUCAGUCCUCUUCCUCAUUGUCCCCAGUUGGCGCUAACAAUGUUACUCAUUAUGGCGCUUCCGCGCAGACCAUUGGUUCGCCAACAGUCGCCCAAUGUUCCGAGCCCGACUGGAGCAGCUUUGCGCCUUCCGUUUAUAUCCCCCAGCACUUGAAGUAUGAGCCACUGAAGGAAGAUCUGGAUGAAGGACUUCUCGCCGAGUACGAAUCUUGCGACUUUCAUCAUCCCAUCUUCAACCUUUCUCAUGAUGUACGCGUUAACUUCAAUCCUGUCAGCAAGCGCAGCUCGCUUGACAGCAGUAUCCCUUCCGAAAGCACAUCAGGCCCAGGGUCGAUCAUGUCCUCCACCAGGCGCUCAGCAAGCUCCGCAACCAGCAUGCCUGAGCUGGUCUACAGCCGGCGGGCACGUGAAGCUCUUGACCGCGUGGUUGACCACUUGGCCGAGCAGAUGGCAACCUUCGCCGACCUCGAAGAAGACGACGAGGACAAGGAAACCUCUAGCAACAUCAGGCGCAGCGAUCUCACGGAGCCAAGAGGCCACACGUUCUUCUCUGUUGAGGAAGAAAAGGCCGAGGAAGACGCACAUUAUCCGAACGUGGGCGACAUAGCCGAGGAGAUCCCAGUGGUGCUUCAUCAGCACGAGCGCGAGCGCGCAGCCUCCGAGAGCGUCGCAGAGUCAAUCGUAAGGGGUUCGUUAGUGCAGGCGCGCCAGCGAGCAGCAACCCUCACACCGAGCAGCACGGCGCAUACACUAUCGCUGUUCCCGGCGCCACCGAGGACACGGGUGAUGACGCCGUAG